CGAACCGCUGUCGAACUUGGCUCUAAGCAUGCCACCCGUUUUGCUUAUCCAGGUUCUUCUUGGUUUCGCUGGUUUCAACAACGUGCUCUGCAACCUCGGCAAUCCACCGGUAUCAACUACGAACGUGACAUCUUGGCAUGACGCACCGGCGCCUGACUGUCCGCCUAUCGGCCACUUCGCUGGAGGUGUGACGUCACCAGGGCCACCGGGUAUAAAAGAAGAGCUGCAUCGCUUCGUCUUCACUGGGCACGGCGAACCGCUGUCGAACUUGGCUCUAAGCAUGCCACCCGUUUUGCUUAUCCAGGUGAAUCAGUUAGAGAAGGAAGCUGUGGCCAAUGUGAGCAACAGCACCAGCGUGUCCGACCUGGAGAGCAAGGUGGUUCUUCUCGAGAACCAAGUCUCUGAAAAAAACAAGAUGCUGAAGUUGCAGCAGCAGAGGAUGAGUGACAUGAAAAAAACUCUACAGAAGGAACUCAAGAACCACCAAGGUGCUGCCACAGUGACUGCUGUGCUCAAUAUUGAGGGCUCAUCCUGCACAGCUAGUGAUGUGCCACCCCCGGUCGACCAUGGCGGCUCGGCUGGGGACAGUGCAGCAAAAGCAGAAACCGCCCUGCAAGAUGCAGCACAGCCACAACGCUCUGACAGCAAACUAGAAGAUGACAUCAAUUUCAAAUAUCUCAAGCAUGUAGUCUUCAAGUUUAUGACAAGCAAAGAGGAUGAGGCACAACACCUGAUUCGAGCAGUAUCUGUGCUACUUCGUUUCACGGCAGAUGAGGAACAGAUGAUUCGUGAACACCUCGAGUGGAAGAAUUCAUGGUUUGGUAUGCGGCCACAGCCACACUAUGCACCACUUCAUUCACUGCCGCAGUACCACCAUGGACACAACACGCACCACCACCGCUCCUCCUCAACUUCUGGGAGUAAUCCGAAAAGCAACACCAAAACCACCUAGCACACAGUGUCAUCCCAUUUCGAAAUACGUCUUUGCACCAGCAGAUGUGUGCUCAUGUACAUCAAGAGUAAACUUGCAGCAUCGCCACGUCUAUGACGUAGAUAUUUCAGAGAAGUUUCACCAGCAGUGAUUCACUGUACCAGGCAGUUUGAUGGCAUCUCUGACUGUGGGUACUGUGUGUUGAGCACAGCAACGAACCUAAUCAGACGUUGCAAGAACUCUUCCUGUGAUUGCUCAGGACUGUCAAUUACUGUGCUUAUGUGUCACAGGACUGUGCCGUGGAACAGUACAAACGAAGGUGCUGAGAAAUCUAAACCAUUACAUUGUGCAGAUUCUUGUGAGCUCCCUUUAGCCCUUCUGUACAAAAUGCAAUGCAAUAUCUGACGAGACAGAAAAGUUUUCCCCUAAAAAGCUUUGCUUCAUUUCUGUGAGGCACAAGCUUAACCAGUUUAGCGCUGUAAAGUCUUCUUACAAUAAGGAGUGUGGUGGUGAACUUGCACUUUAUAAUGAUAUCUUUCUAGUCUGUUUUGCUAAACUCACUCAAUUCUAUUUUCUAGUUGCUCCAAAAUAAAGGCUUUGUGUUUGGAAA
This is a messenger RNA of Rhipicephalus microplus (southern cattle tick), 1541 nucleotides long. RefSeq names its product golgin subfamily A member 1. The record is from RefSeq and is a predicted model, not a curated record. Gene Ontology annotation, cellular component: Golgi apparatus. NCBI's taxonomy places the organism in Eukaryota, Metazoa, Arthropoda, Arachnida, Ixodida, Ixodidae.